CCGAGCCUGGGCCCCCCGUCUGUCUGUCUGUCUGGCCGGCGCGGCCCCGGGGAGCACCUGAGACACCCCCGGGACCACUCUCCGGACAAGUUCACAGCCAUGAGCAAGUUGGGCAAGUUCUUUAAAGGGGGCGGCUCUUCUAAGAGCCGAGCUACUGCCAGCCCCCAGGAGGCCCUGGCCCGACUUCGGGAGACCGAGGAGAUGCUGGGCAAGAAGCAGGAGUACCUGGAAAACCGCAUCCAGAGAGAGCUCACCCUGGCCAAGAGGCACGGCACGCAGAACAAGCGAGCUGCAUUGCAGGCGCUAAAGAGAAAGAAGAGGUUUGAGAAGCAGCUAACUCAGAUUGAUGGCACCCUGUCCACCAUUGAGUUCCAGAGAGAAGCCCUGGAAAACUCACACACCAACACCGAGGUGCUGAGGAACAUGGGCUUUGCGGCAAAAGCCAUGAAAGCGGUGCAUGAGAACAUGGACCUGAACAAAAUAGACGAUUUGAUGCAAGACAUCACAGAACAACAGGACAUCGCCCAGGAAAUCUCAGAAGCCUUUUCUCAACGGGUUGGAUUUGGUGACGGCUUUGAUGAGGAUGAGUUGCUGGCAGAACUUGAAGAACUGGAGCAGGAGGAAUUAAAUAAGAAGAUGACAAAUAUUCAACUUCCAAAUGUGCCCUCUACCUCCCUCCCAGCGCAGCCGCCCAGACUGCCAGGCCUGUCCUCCACUGCACAUCGAUCCCGGGCAGCAUCUUCCAGGAGGACGGAAGAGGACGAUGAUGAUAUCAAACACUUGGCAGCUUGGGCUACUUAAACACAGUUUUUUUCCCUCACAUCUACAUUAAUGAGUUCUAUAUAGGACGCAUAACCGAAUGGCCAGGUUUAGAAGUUAACAAAGAUGCUGUGGGAUAUUCACACUGGAUCGAGUCGGGUGUAGACAUCGAUUCAGAGGUGGCGGGAGAAGGAAAGCUCCAUCCAUGCUGAGGCCACAGCCCUGUCUACCUUGUUCAUGGCUGUAGUUCCAGUCUCGGUAAUCACACAUACCCUGUGUAUACAAAUGUAUAUCUUGGCACUCACUACGACGAGGGGGCUUCAAAAGACUCAGAAAAAUUGGAAUUUAAAGGGAAUAGAAAAUUGCCACGAUCUUUUUGAAGCCCCCCCCUCCUCCCCGGCUAUUUAUUGAAAGACACAGAUGUCUUCAAACAGUUUAUAAGUCACUCAAGAGUGAGACCUUCAGGAUUGUGGGCCUCCUUUUUGAAGUGGAUGCCGAUUUGCAGUGCUUACCCAUUUCAGGAGAGAUGUAGCCCACAGUCAAUGCAAACACCCGGUUUCUUUUAGGAGAGCCUUCGUGUAGAAUAGCCUUGUGUGAACCUAUACAUAACUAGUUUCACUUAAGUUUUCGCAGUUUACAAUCUUAAAGGAGUCUAAUUGACAUUUAUUAUGCCAAUUAAGCCUGAAAUGGGGCCAUGAAAGCAUUCCCCAAAUGUCUGAGAGCACUAACAGCUUCCACUGCCAAGAGAGCCUCUCCUGGGUGUGAUCAGCCGCUCCGGAACCGCGCUCGCACGCCCAGGCCAUUGCCGUGCUGUGACGGCUCCAGCGCCCUGAAUGUGUGUGUGCCUUCUUUUCUGCUUUGCGACCGCUUGUACAUUUAUUUACACGUCACAGAAUAUUCCUUGUAAUUAUAUAAACACAUAGGCAAUUAAAAGUGUAUGUUGAAUGAA
Molecule: messenger RNA, 1708 nt
Organism: Echinops telfairi (small Madagascar hedgehog)
Lineage: Eukaryota; Metazoa; Chordata; Mammalia; Afrosoricida; Tenrecidae
Gene: CHMP4C
Product: charged multivesicular body protein 4C
Exons: 5
Coding region: 100-801 (233 amino acids)
Biological process (GO): vesicle budding from membrane; late endosome to vacuole transport via multivesicular body sorting pathway
Cellular component (GO): cytoplasmic side of plasma membrane; ESCRT III complex; multivesicular body
Source: RefSeq, a predicted model, not a curated record